Molecule: messenger RNA, 11066 nt
Organism: Vespula vulgaris
Lineage: Eukaryota; Metazoa; Arthropoda; Insecta; Hymenoptera; Vespidae
Gene: rho-5
Exons: 18
Coding region: 1633-7497 (1954 amino acids)
Biological process (GO): regulation of protein secretion; regulation of epidermal growth factor receptor signaling pathway
Cellular component (GO): endoplasmic reticulum membrane
Molecular function (GO): serine-type endopeptidase activity
Source: RefSeq, a predicted model, not a curated record
GAGGAGAAAGAAGUAGAAUAAGAAGAAAGAGAAAAGGGGAGAGAGAGAGAAAGAGAGAGAGAACGGGUGGUCCACUUUCAACGCGGAAGAAAAUCGAGGGUGCGAGAGAAUGGUGAUAGUGGUGCUGUGCUGUGUCUUGUUAUGACCUCGAAGCUCGCGAACUAUUUUUCUUGGAUCCGAGCAACGCCCGUUUUCCGAGAUGAAAGAUCAUUCUAAUCUGUCGUUGAGUUGAGCAACGGGACGAGAAGGUAGUUGCAGAGAAAAAGGAAAGAAAGAGAGAUAGAUAUAACGACACAGCAUACGAGUAAAGGGAGAAAGAGAGAGAAAGAGAGAGAGAGAGGGAGGGAGGUCGCGGCGACCGAGUUAAAGCGCGAACGCGGAACACGGGAGUGUCGUCCACCAUUUUGGGUGCGCGAGGUUAUUCGAUGCGUGCAUGGAUACAUCAUUCGAAAGGGACUUAUGUCCUUCCUCAUUGGCGAACAAUGAAGAUCGGUAAAUAAGAAUGGUGUGCUCGUUAAAGGGCUCGAACAGGUACGGUGUCGUAACGAUGGAAAUCGUGGAUGCAGGUGUCGUGUCGUGAGUUCGAACGGACGGAGUUCGAAGGUGGUGCUGGAUUCGUGGAUAUCGUUUGUCUCUAGUGGUUAUAUUGUGCGCUAGAUAAAAGGGCUGACGAUAUAUCGGCUCGUCGUGUUUUCUCGAUCGUAUUUCUUACGAUUCGUCGAACGUAACGAAGCAAAUGUAAAAACAGAAAAAAAGGAAGAAGGAAAGGGAAAAGGAAAGAGAGAAAGAACGAGAGAGAGAGAGAGAGAGAGAGAGAGAGAGAGAGAGAGAGAGAGAGAGAGAACUAAGAGCGAAUUAAAGAAGGAAGGAUAUUAAUAUAUAUAGUGAAGGAGAAAAAGAGACGGAGAAAGUACGCGCGCAUUUGUCAUUGGGUAAACUUGCGAUCGUUCGUAUUCGCGAGUUUUCGUUUCCCGAUCGUGCUGCGUGUUCAGACAGGUGGACACAGAGUACACGUAUCCUGAGAAAGAGAAAGAAAGAAAGAAAGAAAGAGAGAGAGAGUGAGAAAGAAAGAAGGAGGGAGGGAGAGAGAAAGAAAAGACAUAAAGUGAAGGCGAGAGUGGAUGUCUUUGUCUUUCGAUGAUCGUGAAGACGACGACGACGAGGAGGGGGAAGAAGAAAACGAAGAGAGACGAGCACGACGAGAGGAGUACGUUCGCUCGAUUGCAAAGCUGCCGAACGCGAGAAGAACGAGAGAGCGGGGAGGAGGUUCGUUAGGACAACGAUCAAGAGAGAGUAUGACGUUACGCGGGUGAAAUCGGCUCGGCCGAAAGAGGAAGAAAAGUAAGUGGAGAAGAGGGAAUCCGUGGUAUGCGUAAACCAAAGGACGACGAGGGCAGAGGCGUAAAGCAUGGCGCAGUAGCGCUCGUUCUCGGUAUUACCUUUGGUUCAAAGGGUGUUGGAGAGGGUCUACUCGCUCUGGAGCGCAUCGAGGGCCGAACGAACGGCCGGUGAGCACCGCAACGGGGCGAGCAACCCCGUUGCCUCGGUCAACGUCUACAAACCACCCUCGAGUCUGUUACCGUCGACGAACAGCAGAACAGAUGUCCUGACAGCGGGCCCCGGGCCACCAGGAUGCCGACAGACGACGACUAUGGCCGAAGAGAACGUCACCUGUUGCACCAGCACCCGAUUGCCCAGUACGGGCCCUCGUCAUCCCCGAUUCCAGGGCCCAGUAGCGGAAAUUCCGGGAAUGUCGGGACACAAAUCGCUGCCGUUAAUCCAAUCGAUUGCUUCAAACAACAACAGCAGCAUCAACAUCAGCAGCAGCAGCAACAGCAGCAACAACAGCAGUCCGAAUCGCGAUCAACGCCAACCAUCACCGGUACAUCGAGCCAAGAUCGUUAUCAAACCGAUCAGCAAGUUCAGAGCAGCGAUCACAGCGAGUAUGGAACUCGGGAGAGAGUCGCGGCGAUCGAGCGGCACGACAAGUCAACGGACAAGCCUUCGAUCGAGGAUUAUAGCAAAUCCAGUGUCGAGACUCGAUCGGUACAAUCGAGCUGCGAGCGAUUCGGACAUUACCAAAAUCAGGAGAGAUUUGGUCAAUCCAGCUUGCAAGCACAUCACCAGUAUAGCGGAAGACAAGGCGGUGUUACGGGCCAAUCCUUGUCGCAGAACGUCCUUGUCGACCGAUUCGCUCGAUUCACUGAUCUCAGCAACUUGCAUGCGGAACAAAGAUUGUCUUUACCUCCAGGAGAUCGGUUUCAGGUCGCUAGCGGCGGUGAAUUGCGUUUCCAUCACGUCAGCAACGAUUCCGGGCUCGCAUCAACGAACAACGAGUACGCGAACGCAAACGUCCUCGUAUCUUCCUGCACGUCGAGCUCCUUCUCGUCGGAGACCUUUCCGUCGCCACCCUCACCGGCACCAGCCAACGAUCGGUUCGUACCGCCACCGCCCCUCUCGCCCAGCCCAAGCGAGAAGUAUGCCUCGUCCCAGAGCCUGGCUGGUUAUCCUCCUCCUGAUAGGAUUCUGCCCCCCGGUUCUCCGGGCGCCAGAUAUGGCGGUGGAACAGCACCAGCCUCGCCUAUGCCAGCGAAGGACCGAUUCAUUUCGGGUGAACGAUUGCUGGCCAAUCAACAGCCGAACGGCAACGCGACGAGCGUGCACGAUGUCAAGGAUCAGCAACGAUACAGCGGUGGCAAUGGGGAUCGUCUCCUGUCGGGAUCGUCGCCAGUGUUGGGAGCCCUUCAGACCAAUCUACAAAUCGACCGGAACGUCCUUGGUGGUUACAUCGGUUCGGGGAAAGAUUCCCCAGCGUCGAGAUACGGAACGAUCUCGACGGAUAGAUUAUUAUCGGCCUCGCCGAUUCACGCUCCGGUACCCGAGAGAUUCGCUGGAAAGUCCUCGUCCGACAGAUACACUGGACACGGCGAGUCACCGAUCCACGAACGGUAUCACCGUUCCCAACAAGAGACGUCGGCGAGUCUCCACCACGAUCGCUACAACUCGAUCGCAACGAGCAGCGAAAGAUUUUUCCCGAUUCCCACGUCGAAUACCGAAGGGUCGCAUCAAAGAUAUUCAGCGACGGAGAGAUCUCUUCAGGUACCGAACGCAACCGAUCAGAAUAGACGGCUCUACGCCGAUAGAUCGGUCGAGGCUGUUUGCCAAAAGUAUUCCGAAAGAGCGAACGGUUCGAAUCAAGUUGGUAACGCGGAAUACGGUAGAUACUCGGCCUUUCAAGAGGUCAGAUUCAACGAGCUCGCGCUUCAAAGAACCUGUGGACAGGGACGUCCCGGAAACGAGAGAUUCUCCGUCGGUGGAGUCGCUUAUCUCGCGGCUUCCUCCCCAGGACACGACGUUAGGCCCUCGAAUGCCGGGGAAACGUCGUCGGCGUCCAACAGAUACGUCGUCGCAGACUCGAACCCAACCGAACGUAUCCUGGCCGCGACGUCGUCUUCACCGUCGUCGUCUUCGGAAACUGGAGCGCGCUAUCAUUCGCCGUACACGAAUGCCAAUGGCAUCCAAUCGUCAUCGACGACGACGGGCAACGAUCGGUGCUACUCAUCGAUUUCACCGACCCCAGAAACGUCAGCUUCGGUACUCCGCGGAACCGUUGCAAAUCCUGGACCACCUGGAAGCUAUCAAAGCACGACGAAGAACGGAGAUAAGUUCCUCCAAGUGUCGAAGUCGGUCCAGAGCUAUACCAACGACAGAUACUCGCUCGGGAACGAGCAUCAGUUUGACAGAUCGGUUCAAGACCGAUACGACAGGUUUCCGGGGUCAGGAGGGUCAAACGAUCGAUUCUCAUCGUCUAAUACCACUCCUGACCGCUUUCACCCUACUUCUGAUCGAUACUCUCCGGCACGUAACGUCGCGGACAAGUACCUGUCUCUACCGAAACCAAAAGAUAGGUUUACCGGUAGGAUAGCGCCGAUCUCUAGCUGCACCAACUCUUCCGUCGUUCCUACGUCGACCGAUAGGCCCUACGGAUCGUCGAGUACAGGCACUUAUGUACCGCCGACGGCUCACACUCCGGUCGAACGGUAUGUGCCGCAACCACCUCCGGAGGUGCUCUAUCCGGACAGGUACGUGGACAGGUACGUACCACCGGUUGCCCAUACCCCAACGGAUCGUUACGUUCCCACCAAUGACCCCGGUGAUCCGUACAUGAGGAGAGAUUUGGGCUUCCAUCAUCAUUACCGGCUACCACCACCAGCCGGAUAUCCGUACCACCAGGCGCACUUCCGGUUCCGCGGUUUCGCCUACGCGUCACCGGUUCGUCUAGGUGGAAGUCCAGGUUCCAGUAGCUCGAGUAGCUCUGCAACAUCGAAUCAGAGAGGUGGUGCAGGAGGAGGAGGAGGAGGAGGAGGAGGAGGAGGAGGAGGAGGUGGUGGAGGUGGUGGUGGUGGUAGCGUUGGAGGAAGUGGAGGAGGAGGAGGUGGUGGAGCUGGAGGAGGAGGAGGAGGUGGUGGUGGUGUAGGAGGUGGUGUUGGUGGUGUUGGUGUUGGUGGAGGAGGUGGAGGAGACAGCUUCUCGACGUCACCGUUGCUCAGGCCAAAGUUACGCACGUCUGCGGUUGAAUUUACGACUAAUUCUGCUGGCAUCGUAGCGAGACACGUUUGCGCCAAUCCACCAGCUUGCUGUAACGAAGCUACAAAUCCUAAUGGACAAAGGCCAUGCUGUCAACCAAUAAGAAGAUCUCUCCCACCUGGUGCUCUACCAUCGAUACCGACGCAAUCAACUCAUUCUUCUUGGCAACCGUCGCCGAGUUCUGGCACGACGGUAACAUCAACGAUCUCGUCGAAUGGCGGCGAUGGCGAUGGCAAUCAAGUGAUCGGCAUGUAUGCUGUUGGUACAAGCGUUCCAACGUCGACGGAGACGUCAACGAUAACGCCGGUAACGACAGCAUCCUCGUCUAUCCAGAUGACCGGAAGUACCGCGAUCGGUACUCAUUCAGCCACAAAUAUUACGAGAAGCGUGUCCGCACCAACGGCACCAAGGCCGCACGUUCAAAUUACUAGCUCGGCUAGCGUUUCUGCUAACAAUUCGCAAAGGCCACGACUAAGGAGAAACAUGAGUCGUACCGAAGCCAUCCGAAAUUACAUCAAGCGUGAAACCGCACAAUUCUUUGGCGUCGACGAAGAAACCGAGACCGCGGAAAAGCAGAGAUGGUUGGAUAGACGACGACGGAUGGCGUCGAGGAAGUACGGUGCUCUGGUGCCGGAACAUAGACCACCGGAUCCAGAUAUUACGAGGGACGUACCGGAUACCACCGACAUACCCGAGGGCGUGACGUUGAGACGAUGGCAACAACCUGUACGCAGGAAAGACUCCGUAGCAAGGAUGACACUGUCGGGACUUCACUACGUGGUAGAGUCGCUGACGAGACAACGUCCAAGAGAAAGAUCUCGAACGAGGCCAGAAUCUCGAAGCUUUCCGCCAAGCGUAAUUGCCUAUCUGUCAAGAACAGAGGGAGUAACAUCUCCGGAAAACGGCCAGGAAGAAGAAGAAUCCUUUUUUGAAAGGCCACCCCCUCCGCCACCACCAUUACCACCGCCGGCUUUGACAACGAGUCAGCAACAAACCCAAACGCAAAUCGAACAGACUGCUGGCGGAUUGACUAAACCUGAGGAUGUCGAUGGCAAGAUUGAAAUUCGAGAUUCAGCGAACGAACGUGAGACGAGCGAGGAAUUGGAGAGAUUCGCACAGCAAAAUGAGGAGAGGAGUACGAUCGACGGACAAAUUAGGAGACCUCAUCAGGUCACGAGGGACCAUUAUACUUCAAGAAAGACAAGUUGGAGCAGGUCGAAAUACGGCGGUCCAUUGAGGGAAGACAAAAGGAUGCAGCAGGACGAUGGUGUCACUCUGAGAAGGGAAAUGACCGGUGGUACGAGAAUCUCGCCUAGUACCAUUGAUCGUGUCUUCGAUAAUAGUAAUCGACGGCAAUAUGGCAUGGGAAUCGUUGGUCGAUUUUUCGGAAGAUCCUUUCGAAAGAGUAUAACCAACAAACCGGAAGUGAGAAAGCAAUUGGACGAUUUCGAGGAUCACAGACCUUACUUUACAUAUUGGAUCACGACCGUGCAGGUUCUCAUUCUGAUAAUAUCUUUAGCGUGUUAUGGCUUUGGACCUGUUGGGAUGGAACUCAAUCAUAGAUCAGCGAGAGUUUUGGUAACGAGCUUAUCGUUACAAGAAGUCGAUUAUCAAGAGCCUGCAAAUUUCUGGCUCGGACCAAGAGCUGCAGAUUUGAUACAUCUUGGUGCAAAAUUUGCUCCGUGUAUGCGCCGAGAUAUUAAAAUAUUGAAGGAGAUCGACAUUUGGAGAGAAAGAGAACGAGAUACUGCUUGCUGUAUCAGAAACGAUGAUUCCGGUUGUGUGCAAUCGAGUAAAGCCGACUGCUCAGUCCGAGGAUUGAAAUCAACGAUUACGAACACGAUAUCGACCUGGAAAAAAUGGGGCCCUGGAGACAGUGGACCUGGUGGACGAAUAAGUGGAUCCGUUUGUGGUUUGGACCCAAAAUUUUGUGAUGCUCCAGCUAGCAUAGCCCCGUACGAAUGGCCAGAUGAUAUCACUAAGUGGCCCAUCUGUCGAAAAACUAAUCCGUUCAGUCAGCGCUACAACAAAAAUUUGAAUCAAAGAGGAAAUGGAAACUUUCCGAUCGGUCGAUACAAAGACAAAAUGGCGGAGCACAUGGUUUGCGAAGUGAUAGGACAUCCCUGCUGUAUCGGUAUUCAUGGAAUGUGUCGGAUAACAACGAAGGAGUAUUGUGACUUUGUCGGUGGUUAUUUUCACGAGGAAGCAUCCUUGUGCUCCCAAGUCGAAUGCCUCCACGACGUUUGCGGUAUGAUACCGUUCCUCCAUCCUGAAUGGCCGGACCAGUUCUAUAGAUUAUUCACUACGACCUUCCUUCAUGCUGGAAUUCUACACCUGGCAAUCACACUACUGAUUCAAUAUUUCUUGAUGAGAGACUUGGAGAAGCUAACGGGCUCGUUGCGUAUCGCUUUGAUCUACUUCGUGGGCGCGUUAGCUGGAAAUCUGGCCAGUGCAAUAUUCGUUCCUUACAGAGCGGAGGUUGGUCCAGCUGGAGCACAUUUUGCACUGCUCGCCACUCUAGUCGUAGAGGUCCUGCAUUGCUGGCCAAUGCUGAAACAUCCAAGGCGAGCACUUUCAAAGUUAAUCUGCAUACUUUUGGGUCUCCUAAUACUCGGUGUUUUACCCUGGAUCGACAACUAUGCUCAUCUCUUCGGCUUUAUCUUCGGCUUCCUUGCGGCUUACGCCUUCAUGCCUUUCAUAUCUUUCGGGCACUACGAUAGACGUCGUAAAAUCUUUCUUAUUUGGGUUUGCCUCGUGCUCAUAGUCGGUCUCUUCGUUCUCCUUCUUACCCUCUUCUACAACGUCCCCGUCUACGAGUGCGAGGUCUGCAAGCUCUUCAAUUGUAUACCCUUUACGCGCGACUUUUGCGCCUCGCAAAAUAUCAACAUCAAGAGGGAAGAGCCCGUAUGACACACGGGGCCGCGGUUCAAAGUCGAGCGCGAAGUACCGUUCGGCCCCCGAUCCUACGCUCGUUCUCAUCCUACAACAUUAACAACAACAAUAAUAACAACAACAGCAACAACAACAACAACAACAAUAACAGUAACAACAAGCCAAGAAUUCUCGAUCCAACGAAUUCUCUUAGCCUUUUUGGCUAUAAUCCUCUCGAAUCCUCCGUACGAUCGUCAUCUACAAAGAUCUUCUUCCCACGAUACCUUCAAUCACGGUUGAUCGAGGCCCAAUGUUGUCUUUUUUUUUUUUAAAUCCUACGAAAAAAAAAAGAAAAAGAAAGAAAAGAAAAGAAAAGUAACGUUGAACCGUAGCAUAGUGUCUCGGAGAAGUGCAAGAUCCGAUAAAAUGGCGAAUGAUCGACGACGAUCGAAAGGAUCCACCAUGUUAUUUCAGUGCUUUUUUUUAUUCGUCUUCGCCCACUGCCAAGAAAAUGCAACCGCGAAGAACGACUACGAUGGCGACUAAUGAGAUCUCUCGAGAUGAAGAACCGACAUAAUGCCUUAAACAAGUAUAAUCGCGUACUUCCUCGUCGUUCUUCUCCUUCUCGAGUAAAAAUAUUUAAAAUUCUCGAUUUUGGAACGAUAUGAGCCUCGAUGGGAUGUAAAUAUAUAUAUUUGCGUAUUAUUAUAUAUUAGCGUUCGAACGUUUCUUUUUCUUUUUUUUGUUUUUAUUUUUUUUCGACGAGAUAUCACGAAUGUAAUAAGCACGAUCUUUGAGGAUUCGUCGAGGAGAUAACUGCCGAUCCAAGAGAAUCCGUUGAGACACGAGCGUUCGUCUCUUUUGGUGUGUGUUAAUAUUAAAAGAAAAAAAAAAAACAACAAAAAAACAAAAAAAGGAAAAGAAGAAAAGUGAGUGUAAAUAGAAUAAAAAAAAAGAAAAGAAGAGAGAGAAAGAAAAAAAAAAGAAGAAAAGAAAAUAGAAGAAAGUGAGGAGAAGAGAACGGGGGGAGGGAGAAUGAAAAAGAAAUGAAACAAAACUCUUGUUACAUACGUUCUAAUGCUCUAAUGGACGCGACGAUUAAUGAAAAUAAUAAUUAUAGGGAGAAUCUUUGAAAGUGUGCACGUCUUUUUUUCGUCUCACACAGCACGGCGUAGCCGUAUCUCGUAUGAUGUACCUCCGACACACUGGAACUAUCUGUGAUGGACCACACGAUCGACUACGGAGAUAUUUUUAAAUAGUUGUACACGAUAGAUAGCGAGAGUGCAACACAUCAUCGUGAGGGCUCGAGGAAUCGCCGAUAUAUGAUGAAUUGUUAGAGAGGAGAGCUUGAGGUCGGAUGAGCUUAAUUUUAAGAGUCGGAGGGGAGACACACGACACAAGGAGGAAAGUGUUAAAAAUUAAGUCUACGAUGAAACGAAUCACAAUUUUUUAUAAUGGCGCGAAGAAAGAGAGGGAUAUCAGAACUCUUAAUCAAUUUUCGAAACUUGUACAUAUAAUUACAUAUGCGAGAACGAGCGAGCGAGCGAGCGAGCGAGCGAGCGAGAGAGAGUGAGAGAGAGGGAGAGAGAGAGAGGGAGAGAGAGAGAGAGAGAAAGAGAGAGCGAGCGAAAGAAAGAGAGAAUGCGAGAAAAUGGGACGAAUGGAAGCGUGUUUACGCGAAGCGUUUCAGUCGAAUCGACUAUGGUUAACGUAAUAUUGUAAAUGUGUAUUUUAUUAUAACGGGUAUGUAAGAUGUAAUGGCAAAAUAAGCAGCUGGUCCGAGAUCCGUGAUUUUAUUCGUCUCUGCAGCUUAACGAGUUUUAAGGCGUGUUUGCGUUUAACGAACUAGAGCUAGCGAGAACAGAAGACGGAAAUAAAAUGUGCCACAAUGUGAAAAUGAUCGAGCAAGCAGGUUGAAAAGGAUGAUACGGCAACGUUCGUACGAGGGUGAUUGAAUGAAGCAUUUUUCGAAAGAUCGCUUAUAAACGUCAUUUUUAUCUCCAUCGUAUCAAUAAAUUAUCGUCUUGUAUAAAUCGUUAGUCAUUAAAUCUUUUUCGUUUGAAUUGUAAUUGAUUUUUCUUUUUUUUAUUUUCUUUUUUUGGUUCUCUUUCUUCUUUCUUUUUGUCUUCCUUUUUACUUCAAAUUUUAUCAACAUUCCCAAUUGUGUUAUCUAAAAAUUGUUUCGUCCAGAUCACCCUCGUAUAUUUCUACCUGCAUAUAUAAAGUUUUGCAACCUCCUCUGAUAUAGCACGCUCAGUUAAGGAUUGAUUCUUUCGUUGCCACAGCUAAGUCAAUCAUUCUAUUCGUUUACUUCUUGAAAAUUAUUCUGAAAAGAAUAGCAAUUCUUGUCUUCCUAUUGUGUUCAACAUUCUUUUUUAUUAUCUUUAAAUUUUAAUUAUACCAAAUACCUAUAACUUUUAAUCAAUAAUAAUUAAGAUUUCUUUUCAUAAUAUUAUAUAUGCAAUAGAAAGCUUGACACCACAAGUAUAACAAAUUUAAAUUACUUGAUAAGAAAACUUUUGCAUAUGCUUUCUGACUAUCAUUAAUCGCCGCAUAUUUCCUUCUAUUAAUUUAAUCGUAUUUAUGAUUGACACAAUGCUGGGCACAAAACCGAAUUCUCGUAUUUUAGCGUAGAAGCGUAAGAUUAACAACAAUAACAAGAAACAAUCUCCCCCCAUUCCCUACAUCACGCUCGUACAUCCAAUAGUAUGCUAACUUAACUUAUAUUGCGCAAGAAGAGUACUGCCUAUUGCAGUCUACAUAUUAACGUAACGAUCAUUAUGAUUAUAUGAUUACUAUUGAUUAUUAUUAUUAUUAAUUAUUAUUAUUAUUGUGAUUAUUAUUAUCUUUAUUAUUACUUAACAGAAUAAUUGCAUCCUCGUGUAAUAAAGGAUACAAGAAAGAAAUAUGAAAGAAGAAAUCUAAUUUAAUGCGAGAGAGAGAGAGAGAGAGAGAGAGAAAGAGAGAAAGAGAGAGAGAGAGAGAGAGAGAGAGAGAGAGAGAGAGAAUGAAAGAAUGAGAGAGAGAGAGAGAGAGAGAGAGAAGUAUGAUGUGUGAAUUGUUCAAUAUUAAUGACACGUUCGAAAUUUUGUGAUAAACGAAUAUAUAAGGGACAUAAAAACCAAAAAUGAAUGAAGCUAAGCUACGUAUGAAGCCAUAAAUGCAAUGAGUAUCGAUAACACACAUGAAACUUUUCGGAUUAUACAUAUAUAAAUAAAUAUAUAUAUAUAAUAUAUAAUAUAUAUAUAUAUAAAAAUAUAUAUAUAUAAAUAUGAAUAUAAACACACGAAGAAAAUGAAAAAGAAAUAAAAAAAGAAAACGUAUGCCGAUUAAUGGAAGCCCAGGUGUACCGUGGCGAUUGUCGACGAGUAACAUAUUGUUAUUAUUGUAAAUGUGUCAUAUACAUACAUAUAAUAGCAUGCGUAAAAGAAAAAAAAUAACAAACGGAAAAAAUGCCACCACAUGAUAUACACAACAAAUACGUGAUGACACUCACACGCAUACAUGCACGCGCGUGCGUGUGCGCGCACACACACACACAUACACAUGUUAAAAAAAAACAUGACACACACAGUGAAUGAGAAAAAUAAAAUUGAGAACCUUCGAUA